Molecule: messenger RNA, 1903 nt
Organism: Sorex fumeus (smoky shrew)
Lineage: Eukaryota; Metazoa; Chordata; Mammalia; Eulipotyphla; Soricidae
Gene: SHMT2
Product: serine hydroxymethyltransferase 2
Exons: 12
Coding region: 78-1592 (504 amino acids)
Biological process (GO): tetrahydrofolate interconversion; protein homotetramerization; regulation of oxidative phosphorylation
Cellular component (GO): cytoplasm; mitochondrial matrix; cytosol
Molecular function (GO): cobalt ion binding; protein homodimerization activity; mRNA 5'-UTR binding
Source: RefSeq, a predicted model, not a curated record
CCGACCCCCGGCUUUCCCCGGCCAGAGUUGGUGGCAGGACCUCGUGGGACCUCGUGCGACCUCGACCGCUGCUUGUGAUGCUUGCCUUCUCGCUGCUUUCGGCGACUCGGCCUCUGCGGAGAUGUGGGCGGCUGGGCGGCAUGGCUGUGCGGUGGCAGCACCGUGAGGCAGCCCGGACCCAAACUGGAGAAGCAGCGAGGGGCUGGACAGGCCAGGAGAGCCUGGCAGAGAGUGACCCUGAGCUGUGGGAGCUGCUGCAGAGAGAGAAGGACAGGCAGUGUCGGGGCCUGGAGCUCAUUGCCUCCGAGAACUUCUGCAGCCGGGCUGCUCUGGAGGCCCUGGGCUCCUGUCUGAACAACAAGUACUCAGAAGGUUAUCCUGGCAAGAGGUAUUAUGGGGGAGCAGAGAUUGUGGAUGAAAUCGAGCUGCUGUGCCAGCGCCGGGCCCUGGAGGCUUUUGACCUGGACCCUGCGCAGUGGGGAGUCAAUGUCCAGCCCUACUCAGGGUCCCCGGCGAACCUGGCCGCCUACACCGCCCUCCUGCAGCCUCACGACCGGAUCAUGGGCCUGGACCUGCCUGAUGGGGGACACCUCACGCAUGGCUACAUGUCUGACGUCAAGCGGGUCUCGGCCACGUCCAUCUUCUUCGAGUCCAUGCCGUACAAGCUGAACCCCCAAACUGGCCUCAUCGACUACGACCAGCUGGCCCUGACGGCGCGCCUUUUCCGGCCAAGGCUCAUCAUUGCUGGCACCAGUGCCUACGCCCGCCUCAUCGACUACGCCCGCAUGAGAGAGGUAUGUGAUGAGGUCAAGGCUCACCUGCUAGCAGACAUGGCCCACAUCAGUGGCCUGGUAGCUGCCAAGGUGAUCCCUUCACCUUUCAAGCAUGCGGACGUUGUCACCACCACCACCCACAAGACCCUCCGAGGGGCCAGGUCGGGGCUCAUCUUCUACCGGAAGGGGGUGCGGACUGUGGACCCCAAGACUGGCCGGGAGAUCCCGUACACGUUUGAGGAUCGAAUCAACUUCGCGGUGUUCCCCUCCCUGCAGGGAGGUCCCCACAACCAUGCCAUCGCCGCAGUCGCUGUGGCCCUCAAGCAGGCCUGCACCCCCAUGUUCCGGGAGUACUCGCUGCAGGUUCUGAAGAACGCUCGGGCCAUGGCAGACGCCCUGCUGCAGCGCGGCUACUCGCUGGUGUCCGGUGGCACCGACAACCACCUGGUGCUGGUGGACCUCCGCCCCAAGGGCAUGGACGGGGCUCGGGCCGAGCGCGUGCUGGAGCUCGUGUCCAUCACGGCCAACAAGAACACGUGUCCUGGCGACCGCAGCGCCAUCACCCCGGGGGGCCUGCGCCUUGGGGCCCCGGCCUUGACCUCCCGACAGUUCCGUGAGGACGACUUCCGCAGGGUGGUGGAGUUCAUCGACGAGGGUGUCAGCAUUGGCUUGGAGGUGAAAAGCAAGACGGCCAAACUCCAGGAUUUCAAAUCCUUCCUGCUCAGCGACCCCGAGACCAAGCGCCGGCUGGCUGACCUCCGGCAGCGGGUGGAGCAGUUUGCCCGGGCCUUCCCCAUGCCUGGCUUUGACGAGCACUGACAGCAUCGUGGAAAUGGGGUGCACAGACUGAAAUUUCUUCUCCCUCCCCGUCUCUGGGCCCACAAAGGGCACGCCUGGCUCCGGCAUGUCUGCUGGAGGAGAGAGUGUCCCUCCCCACAGCCCGGCACCCACAUCCGAGUCGAGACUUUUCGUAACAAGACUUGUAUCUUCCAGGGGCUUUCCGCCCUGAGCUCGCCCCCUCUCAGUGUUAGGCUCCCCGCUCUCCUGAGGGGGAGUCGCCCUCCUGAGCCAGCAGGAGGGAGGGGUGGGCACCCUCCUUUCUGUUUUUAUCUAAUAAAAUGCUAACCUGC